AUGGGGAAUUCAACUCACCGCGACCAUCCGAGAGACGAGAAGAGGAAGAAAAAAGAGGAGGAGGGGCGGGGCCGGAGUGACAAGGCACCUCAUCCUCAAGAAGACCGACGCCAAUCACGGUCGCGCCGUGAUCGGGGUCCCCGUCUAGCCCCUCUGCGACACCUGACCCCGCUGACACAGCCCGUGAUGAUCAUCCUGGACCACGUGGAGGACAUGGGCAUCGUGUCGUUCCCCGAGGAGUGCUUGAAGGUCUCCCCCAAGGUCAACCCGAAGAAGUACUGCUGUUUCCAUCGGCAGCGCGGGCACGACACGGACGAGUGUAUGGUCCUCAAGAGACAGAUCGAGGAGCUCAUCCAGUGGGGGUACCUAGGCCAAUACGUGAAGAGGACAGGGCAGAACCUCGCCAAAGGCCCCGACAACACCCGGAAGAGGAAGGGCGGUGCCGGACCAUCCGCCUCUGCCCCGCGCAAGAGGGAACUCGGCCAACUCACGGCCGACGAGGAGACCGAGCCGGAUAGUCCGCCAAAGAAGAAAGUCAUCCAUGUCAUCUUCGGCGGCCCGGAGGGUGGAGACACGCCCGCCAUCUAUAAGAGGUGGGCGCGGAGCCUAUACGUGGGGGAGGUCGUCCGGGUACCCCACGAAAAGAGGACACGCCGGGAGCCCAUAUCGUUCACCGACGACGACCUCCCGGAUGGCCCCCUGCCCCACCGAGACGCGUUGGUAAUCAGGCUGGAGAUCAAGGACAUCAUUGUCCACCGUGUACUGGUGGAUACGGGGAGCUUCGUGAACGUCAUGUAUUAUGACACCUUCACGAAACUCGGGUUAUUCCAAAAGUAG
Ipomoea nil (Japanese morning glory) is the source of this 837-nucleotide messenger RNA. RefSeq lists its product as uncharacterized. The transcript has a single exon. The record is from RefSeq and is a predicted model, not a curated record. The coding region runs from base 1 to 837 and encodes 278 amino acids. Lineage: Eukaryota; Viridiplantae; Streptophyta; Magnoliopsida; Solanales; Convolvulaceae.